AGUUAUCCAUUGGCACUCGUGCAUUCAACAUGUUCCAAACGUUGUUCCUCUGCUCGGUUAUUUCGGCGCUGCUGGUGUCCGGCGCCUCGGCGAUCGACGGUGUGAAGGGCCAUCGCGUUCACCAUGAUCGUCCGAACGCAGCCCUCAACAGCACCGUGCAGGCCGGCCUUUGCUACAAGAGGAUACGCUACGCGGAGGCUUUGCAACUCAACUCCACGGGUCAAUUCCCUCGUAAUACCCUCCCCUCCACUCCGCAGGAAGGCACGAAAGGUGGAUGGAUCAUGAUUCUGGACUGCUGCGACGGCUACGAGAGGAACCCCACUUCCGGUGGCUGCGACGCCAACUGCGUCGAGGGUUGCCUCGGCGGGGAGUGCACAGCGCCGAACGUGUGCACCUGUUCGCCAGGCUGGGUCGCUCAGAAAGGCGUUUGCGUGCCGUACUGCGAGCAAUCCUGUCAGAAAGACGCCUACUGCUUCUCCCCCAACGUGUGCACCUGCAAACUGGGCUUCGAGGAAGUGAACGGCGAGUGCAAGCCUAUCUGUCCCGGUGGUUGCAGGAAUGGCGAAUGCGUGGCUCCGCGUGUCUGUAGAUGCAGGGCGGGAUACGUGAUUCAACCUUCCCCCGAAACCAGCACAGGGAUCGAGACCAAGGAAUGCGUACCUGUCUGCGAAAAUGGCUGUCGCAAUGGAGAGUGCACUGCUCCUGGGGUGUGUACUUGUCGCGAAGGAUUCGUUAAUCCCCUCGGUGACACAGAGUCCUGCAUCCCCAACUGCCCUGCGGGUUGCAUCAACGGCGAAUGCGUGUCUCCAGGUGUCUGCCAAUGUAACCCAGGCUUCGUCCUCGAUGCGACCAAUAAAUGCGUCCCAGAGUGUCCUCAAGGUUGCGUGAAUGGCGAAUGCGUGGCCCCGAACGUUUGUAGAUGUCAACCAGGAUUCUCGCUCGAUGCGACCAACAGAUGCAUGCCGGAAUGUCCUCAAGGUUGCGCGAAUGGCAGAUGCGUCGCACCCAACACCUGCAGUUGUGAGCUAGGAUUCACUCUGGACCCCACCAACAAGUGCGUCCCAGAGUGUGUAAAGGGUUGCAUCAACGGCCAGUGCAUCGCUCCAGAGGUGUGUCAAUGUAAACCAGGCUUCACUCUCGAUCCCACCAACAAGUGCGUUCCGGAAUGCACGCAGGGUUGCGCGAACGGCGAAUGCGUGGCACCCGGAAUCUGCAGUUGCAAUCCAGGCUACACGUUAGGAGACAACGACAGGUGUGUCCCAGAUUGUCCGCAAGGCUGCAGCAAUGGCGAUUGCGUGGCUCCAGGCGUGUGCAACUGCAAAUUAGGCUACACUCGCGACUCGAACGGCAGAUGCGUUAGUAUGAGACCGGAAUCGAACGUCGCUGACUGUCAGUUCGACUGUGGUCCAAACGCCAGAUGCGUCGGGCCGAACCAAUGCGCUUGCAAUCUAGGAUUCAAGCUGGAUCCAGACACCAGGAGAUGCAAGCCGCUGUCAAACUCCUUCCAAUGUAGAAACGGCUGCGGUAUCCACGGUGUCUGCGUAGGUCCUGACAUGUGUCUCUGCGACUACGGAAUGGCCGUGGAUCCUAUCACCGGAAGGUGUCCCGAUCCGGCAAACAGCCCACAGACUCAGCCACAUUGCGAAAACGAUUGCGGACCAAACGCCAGCUGCGUUGGCCCCAAUCGUUGCGCCUGUAACACCGGAUUCGUGGUCGAUCCCGACCUCGGAAGGUGCAUCCUCCAAACUGGCGAGCCUAUCUGCGAGCUUCCCUGUCUGAACGGAGAGUGCACUGGUUUGAAUCAGUGCACGUGCCAUCGUGGCUACGCCAUGAGUCCCAGCGACCUCACUCGAACGAGAUGCAUGCCUGUGUGCAUCGGUGGAUGUCACAAUGGCGUCUGUACGGCGCCUAACUUGUGCAUCUGCAAACCUGGCUACAGGAAAUUUUCCCUUUCCCUCUUCGUCAACAUGACAUUUCUCUACGUUCUGCUUCUCAUUGUCUCUCUUAAGAUAACCGAGACAACGAUGUCCUCGUACGAGAAAGGUGUCUGCAGCGUGUUGGUCAGUUACAAAGAAUCGAGGUACGUUCCCUAUCAGGAGACCUAUCAGACCAGGAAAUGGGGAAUCUUUUACAGAACGGAGAGUCGAUGGAAUUUCAAAAAGAAGUAUUACGUCACUUAUCGUGCAGAGAAAAGGUGUUGCUACGGAUACAAGCAAACGGUGAACGGCUGUGAGCCUAUCUGCGAUCCUCCUUGCUUGAAUGGCCACUGUCUGAUGCCCGGUCAUUGCGCGUGCAACGAAGGCUACACCAAAUCCAUGCAAGACGUUUGCGAGCCGAUUUGUUACAACUGCGUGAACGGAGAAUGCGUGAAGCCAGAUGUAUGUCAGUGCGACGUGGGAUACAAAAUGAACGAGGACAACAUCUGCGAAGCCGUCUGCGAGCAAAACUGCGAAGAGAAAAACGCGUACUGCUCCGCGCCGAACCAAUGCACCUGCAAGCAUAAUUACAAGGCUGUGUAUGAUAUCAACUCGGACACCGAUCCUGAAAUUUGCAAGCCGAUCUGCAUGUACGAAUGCUCGAACGCGGAAUGCACCGCGCCCAAUAUUUGCACCUGCAACGAGGGCUACCUGCCACAUCCGCAAAAUUCAUUCGCUUGCGUACCCAAGUGCGAGUGCGAGUUUGGCAUUUGCAUAGCUCCGAACGUGUGUAUCUGCAAUCCUGGAUACAAAAUGAACGAGUAUAACAACUGCGAGCCGAUCUGCAGCGAGGAAUGCGUGAUGGGCAGUUGCAUCGCGCCGGAAGUUUGCAGUUGCUACGAUGGUUAUGGGUUACUAGAGGACUCCAAGUACGUCUGUACACCUAUCUGCGAGAGAGCUUGCCAGCACGGCAAUUGUACGAAGCCCGGCGUUUGUACUUGUCACGAUGGCUAUCGGCAGACCGACGAUGAAACAAUGACGCACAUCUGCACGCCAUUUUGCGAAGAACCCUGCGAACCAUACGGGAUAUGCACCGCACCCAACACCUGUAUCUGUUUGAAUGGUUACGAACUGGUCGAUAAGAGUCAGAGAAACGAUCCGCAUUUCUUCUUCGGUGACUCGGUCUGCAAACCCAUCUGCAUGCAGGGCUGCGUGAACGGCUACUGCCGUUCACCGGGGGAAUGCUACUGCCUCCCAGGCUACGAAACGUCCAGCUCAGGGCCCAACGUCUGCCAACCUUACUGCGAGACCACUUGCAUCAAUGGUCACUGCAGCGCUCCAAACACCUGCGAAUGCGACCCAGGCUAUCUACCUGCGACAGGCAAUCCUGAUGAAUGUGUACCUUCCUGCGAGCAUCCUUGUGAGAACGGUUACUGCAGCGCUCCCAACACGUGCACCUGUGACAACGGUUACCAUCUGAACCCGGACAACUUGUUCGCGUGCGAUCCUAUGUGUACCGAAGAAUGUCAAUUUGGAACCUGUACUGCGCCCGAUAUGUGUACCUGUCAUGAUGGAUACUCCUCGAGAAACGCGACCGUGUGCGAACCUGUCUGCUCGAAACCCUGUGUCAACGGCUUCUGCAGUGCUCCAGAGAUCUGCAGCUGCAACUCGGGCUACAAACUGUCCGAGGACGAUUCUAGCCACUGUAAACCUGUCUGCGCUCAGGACUGCGUCAAUGGAUUCUGCGUCGAGCCGAACAAAUGCGAGCUGCGCCCACGGACGCUGUAG
This is a messenger RNA of Eufriesea mexicana, 3704 nucleotides long. RefSeq names its product fibrillin-2. Lineage: Eukaryota; Metazoa; Arthropoda; Insecta; Hymenoptera; Apidae. The transcript is spliced from 10 exons. Bases 30 to 3704 code for a protein of 1224 amino acids. Gene Ontology annotation, molecular function: protein binding. The record is from RefSeq and is a predicted model, not a curated record.